AUGGGCUCGGAAUCUGUCAGAUCAGGCAAAAAGCGAGUACCUCAGAUUGAGGAUGAAGUGUCUAGCACCUCCGAUAUCGAUUCUCCAUUAUUCAAUAAACGACACUUUUCAACCGAGGAUGCGUUAUGGUAUGACUCUCCGUCACCCACGGAAGAAGCGUUUACUUCUUCCGAUAUCGAUCCUGGGCACAGUGCUACCGAGGAAGAGAUUCGGUUCUCUCAGGCGAUUAGCGAGGGAGACAUAGCACUAGCAAAGGCACUUAUGGAUGAUGAGUUUGAUGUGAAGCAUUUCUUGAUGCGCGAUCGAAACGCACUCUAUUUUACUGUGAAUCGUCGAACCCCACUCUAUUUUGCUGUCGGAAAUGGGGAUGUCAAAAUGGUGAAGCUUUUGCUUGAUGCAGGCGUGGAUCCAAUUGAAAAAAACACUGCCCCGUUCGGUAGUGUUUUGGCCAAAUCGUGUUACCAGGGAGAUAUAGAGAUUGCAGAGCUUCUGAUUGAUGCUGGAUCAGACGUGAACCUACCGCUGGAAGCUGGCAACUACGGCAGUGCUCUUGCCACGGCCUGCUUGGCAACACAGAUAACGAUGAUAGCCCUCUUACUCAAGAAGGGUGCAGAUAUCAACAUGCAAUUGAUCAGUGGAGAAUAUGGCAGUGCUCUCGCCGCAGCAUGUUCAAAAGGGUCAUUAGAAGCUGUGACGCUUCUAUGCGAAAAAGGAGCAGAUGUCAACCAGCAAUUGACGUGUGGAAUGUAUGGCAGUGCUCUCGCCGCAGCAUGUUCAAAAGGGUCAUUAGAAACUGUGACGCUUCUAUACGAAAGAGGAGCAGAUGUCAACCAGCAAUUGACGUGUGGAAUUUAUGGCAGUGCCCUCGCUGAGGCAUGUUGGGAUCAGUCACCAGAAAUCGUGGAUUUUCUACUCAAGGAAGGUGCAGAUAUCAACAUGCAAUUGAUCAGUGGAGAAUAUGGCAGUGCUCUCGCCGCAGCAUGUUCAAAAGGGUCAUUAGAAGCUGUGACGCUUCUAUGCAAAAAAGGAGCAGAUGUCAACCAGCAAUUGACGUGUGGAAUGUAUGGCAGUGCUCUUGCCGCAGCAUGUUCAAAAUUGUCAUUAGAAACUGUGACGCUUCUAUACGAAAGAGGAGCAGAUGUCAACCAGCAAUUGACGUGUGGAAUUUAUGGCAGUGCCCUCGCUGAGGCAUGUUGGGAUCAGUCACCAGAAAUCGUGGAUUUUCUACUCAAGGAAGGUGCAGAUAUCAACAUGCAAUUGACGUCUGGAGAUUUUGGCAGUGCUCUCGCUGUGGCAUGUGCAACAGGGUCGUUAUCUAUCGUGAAGCUUUUACUCGAGAGAGGAGCAGACAUCAACAUGCAGUUGACGUCAGGAAGAUAUGGCAGUGCCCUUGCUGUAGCAUGUAUAAGUGGGUCAUCGAAGACUGUAAAGCUUCUACUUGAGAAAAGAGCAGAUGUUAACCUGCAAUUGAUAUCUGGAAAAUAUGGCAGUGCUCUCGCCGCGGCAUGUACGAAGUGGUUACUAGAGACUGUGAGGCUUCUGCUCGAGAAAGGAGCAGAUGUCAACCAGCAAUUGACGUGUGGAAUGUAUGGCAGUGCUCUCGCCGCGGCAUGUUCGAAUGGAUCUUUAAAGGCUGUGAAGCUUCUGCUCGAGAAAGGAGCUGAUGUUAACCUUCAAUUGACGUCUGGAAAAUAUGGCAGUGCCCUUGCUACUGCUAUCAGUGUUGCAAGCAGAGGACAACUCGAGGUACCAAAGUUUCUCCUCAGCAUGGGCGCAAAAAUUGAUCUUCAGCUCAAAAGCGGAGACUUUAGAAGCGCUCUUGCUGCUGCUAUUGGUACGAGAAAACUGGAAACAAUCAGUCUCUUGAUUCUCGAAAGAGCAAACGUUUCGCUUCCGCUCAGUAGUGGAAACUUUGGAGACGCUAUCUCGAGCGCACUUCACUUAAAUAACUUUGACAUCAUAAAACUACUUUUGGAAGCGGGGACUUGUAUCGGUCCGCUUUCAGAAGUAUUGUUCAGACGAUCCCUGAAAAGAUUCCUACCAUGUGUCGAGGAUCUUGAAGCAGUUGGGGUUUAUUUUGACAAGUUUAGCACAGAACGUUUAGGAAGAACAUUUAUCUGGGAUCCUCCGGUCGUGAUGAGUGAGACCCAAGACAAUAAUACAUGGUUGUUCGACUACGGCGCAUUGGUCAGGAAGGAGGACACUGUGGAAUUCGGCGCUCUCUACCGUUUGAUUGGGGAAUCCUACGGAGUCAUGGGGCUGAGGGUACUGCAAGGUCUCGUUCGUGCAGCAUCACAUCAUAGGAAGUAUAGGCAGUAUGGGCAGUAUAGUGAGUUUGUCGGUGUGCAUCUCCGGACAGUACUGAGUGUGUUCUCACAGUCGAUGGAUACAUAA
Molecule: messenger RNA, 2394 nt
Organism: Penicillium atrosanguineum
Lineage: Eukaryota; Fungi; Ascomycota; Eurotiomycetes; Eurotiales; Aspergillaceae
Product: ankyrin repeat domain-containing protein
Exons: 1
Coding region: 1-2394 (797 amino acids)
Molecular function (GO): protein binding
Source: RefSeq, a predicted model, not a curated record